Vigna umbellata (rice bean) is the source of this 956-nucleotide messenger RNA. NCBI's taxonomy places the organism in Eukaryota, Viridiplantae, Streptophyta, Magnoliopsida, Fabales, Fabaceae. The record is from RefSeq and is a predicted model, not a curated record.
AAAAAGAUUAUUGAGUUUGAGUAUCGCUUCUCUUUCUGGAAAAGUAACAGUGGAAUGAGCAGAAUCUGUGUUGAUUCUUAAGUCCGUUUUAGCACUUGUUUUGCUUCCAGUACUAACAAUUCCAGAAGGCAAUGAGAGCAUCACAGACUCUGUUUGUUUUGCUUUGGUUCUUCUGCAUUUAUGCCCCUUCUUCGUUUUCCACAAAUGUCACUUACGACCAUAGAGCAUUGGUCAUUGAUGGCAAGCGCCGAGUCUUGGUCUCUGGUUCUAUCCACUACCCUCGUAGCACUCCAGAGAUGUGGCCAGACAUCAUUCAAAAGUCCAAAGAUGGAGGACUUGAUGUGAUUGAGACUUAUGUUUUCUGGAACUUACACGAACCAGUUCAAGGCCAGUAUAAUUUUGAAGGUAGGGCAGAUUUGGUUGAAUUUGUGAAGACAGUAGCAGCAGCAGGCCUAUAUGUGCAUCUCCGGAUUGGUCCAUACGCAUGUGCUGAAUGGAACUACGGCGGUUUCCCUCUUUGGCUACAUUUUAUACCAGGAAUUCAGUUCCGAACUGAUAACAAACCAUUUGAGAAAGAAAUGAAGCGGUUCACCGCUAAAAUUGUAGAUAUGAUGAAGCAAGAGAACCUCUAUAUGUCACAGGGAGGACCUAUUAUUUUGUCUCAGAUUGAAAAUGAGUAUGGGAACAUUGAUGCGGAUUAUGGUCCAGCUGCUAAAUCCUACAUCAAAUGGGCAGCAUCAAUGGCAACAUCUCUUGAUACAGGGGUUCCUUGGGUAAUGUGCCAACAGCUAGAUGCUCCAGAUCCAAUUAUUAACACAUGCAAUGCAUUUUACUGUGACCAAUUCCAACCGAAUUCUAAGGCAAAACCAAAAAUAUGGACUGAGGGUUAUACUGGAUGGUUAGUGUCCUUUUCUGUAAAAAAUUUUAGUCAUUUGAAAGUAAUACUCAAAAUAUGA